This is a messenger RNA of Hibiscus syriacus, 572 nucleotides long. RefSeq lists its product as uncharacterized. The record is from RefSeq and is a predicted model, not a curated record. Gene Ontology annotation, cellular component: mitochondrion. Bases 72 to 425 code for a protein of 117 amino acids. The transcript has 3 exons. NCBI's taxonomy places the organism in Eukaryota, Viridiplantae, Streptophyta, Magnoliopsida, Malvales, Malvaceae.
AGUUAAAUCUUCACUUUCGCUCUCUCGUCUUCCUUCCUUUAGAAUUUUUCUCUAGACGCCUACCAAAGGAAAUGGAGUUGGUUAACAAACUGGCGGCGCUAGCAACAAGAGCAGCCAACAACAUCGUGGUGAUAGACGUAUGUUUAGUCACCUCGUUCGCGGUUUUAGGCAUUCGAUCCCUGAACCAGCAGAAUGUGAUCGAAUCCCUGGAAGCCGAGAGAGAUUCAUUGACGAAAACCAACAAAGCCAUGAAGAAGACGAUGUGGGAUUGGAAGCAGCAGCUCUUCGACGAAGCCUCGUCAUCUGCUUCCCCUCUUGUCCCUCUCGCUAACCUCAAAGCUAUCUAUGGCGAAUCCACCGCUCCUUCAACAGGAGAUGGUGUAAAAGAAGGGGUGAAAUCUCCACCAACCAAAUUUGUUGUUUGAACUUCGAAUUGGGUUAUAGCAAGCAAGGACCUUUUGGUGUUGAGAGGAUAAUCUGCUACUCAGUUCCUCAACUUGAACUUUAGCCUCCAUUAACUGCCAAAUGAAUCUCAUAUGAUAUCAGAUAAUUCUCGUUAAGUGAGAUGCCAA